Messenger RNA from Aspergillus lentulus, 1434 nucleotides. Lineage: Eukaryota; Fungi; Ascomycota; Eurotiomycetes; Eurotiales; Aspergillaceae. The record is from RefSeq and is a predicted model, not a curated record.
AUGCGACAACAAACGGAUCUUCAAUGGAAGCAGGUGAGUGCCAGUCGAUGGGAGCGUGGCAUCGACGAGGUCGAACAGUUUUACACCUCGUUGGCGAAAUCGUACGAAGGCAGCGGGCGCAACUUCUUCGCCAUCACGGGCUUCGUGUCAUUCUCUGUCAAGACAGACGACGGUGUUUCCCAAGAGGAAACAAGAAGAAAAGUUGAGGAUGCACUGCGCAAGGCAUGGGUGCAUCUGCGUUUCGACCACCCGACCAUUGCGUCCUGGGUAGAAUGGGACUCCGACCGCAAGCGCUGCAAAAAGAUAUACGAGUCUCCCGCCGGGCAAGACGGCCUUCAAUUGUGGCUGGAAACUACGUUUCUCACCAUAUCAAACGGCGUCUCCGGGCUGGAAUGGUGCAAUUCAGAUCCUCCGGUGCCUAAGCUACCGACUCUCUUUUUGAUAUGGCCCUCUCCUCGCGUCGAAGGACUACUCCAGGGUGAUCUUGUGCUCCGAGCUCAUCACGACAUCAUCGACGGCGUUGGGACGCUGAUGUUAUUCGACAAUCUCUUUACCCAUGCGGCGAGAGCCUACAAACGAGGGUCGGAUUAUCCUCUCCCUUGCUUCGGUAUAGAAUAUGCGAACUUGAGUCCCCCGUUCCGUGUAGCUGCGGGCCUGCAGCCAAGCAUGUCUCCCGAGCAAACGGAGAAAUUCGAGUCGAUCAGGGCAUACAACGCGUUCAUGAAGCAGGAUCCGGGUCGACGGCUAGGCCUGAGUGUAACGCAUGCGUACCAUACGGCAAUUGCGAUGGCGGUGCGGGAUCUCCAGGAACGGCGCGAUAGCGAACGCCUAGUCAGGUAUAUCAAUUACAGUUUGAUCAAUGAGCGCGGACAUUGCCUGUGUCCGUACGAUACCCCUCUCCAUGCAGCGGCCGUCUACCACUCCGUUUCGUGCAGGUUGCUCGUUGUUGAUACCACAGUUCCGAGUAUAACCGAUAGCUCGACGACAGAGGUGAGUAGAGAGGAGUUUCUAAGGGUCGCGAAGACUGUCAGGGAGUUCUAUCGUGAAAUGAGAAGGGACAAGGAUUACAUUCAAAUGAUACCCUCGUGGUAUGCCAGCAACACUAUUCCCUACCCGCACGAUGAUGCCACGCUCCCAAUCCCAGAACCGAAUCAAUCGCCUUCAGUUUCAAUCUCCAGCUUGGGUGUGGUGGACAAUGUGAUUAGCCCUUCUCACGGGACAUUCGAGCUGGAUAGCCCUUGGGUGACUGGGGAGGAACUGGGGACGGGUCUCGGACUGUUCCUGGGGACCUGGAAGGGGGUACUGACCCUGAGUGCGGCAUACAAUGAUGCGUGGCAUGACAAGGAAGAGGUAGUGGAGUUUAUCGAGCGAUGCAAUGUUAUUGUUGUCCAGGGAUUGGGGUCGAGCAAGGAUGGCCUUAGUAGCAUCAUCUAG